UAUACUGAAUGUCUUUUUUAAAAAUUUUAAGAAAAUGUUACUGCUUUUAUAUAGGAAUAACGUGAAUUCUACAGCGAACCGUACGCGCAUAAUUUUCGCGCAUGUAACAUUUUUUAAUGUUACCCGUUGCCAAGUGCGUUGCUAACGCUGAGGGUUAUAGUAAAUAUUAUUAACUGCGUCUUAACCAAUCAGAUUUCAGUAUUUAACAUGAAAGUAUAACAAUCUAAUAUAUCAUAUUAAACAAAUACAUCACUGCCCGAUUCUUGAGCAAAGAAGUCCAGGGACCUUUGGAUCAAUAUUUUUCAAGAAGAAUAUGAAGGCGUUUACAUUCCUGAUGCUAAGUUUUCGUCUCAUAAUAACGGUCGUAAACUCUACGGAUUUAAAAGUUGUAGAUGGAGAAUGUGUAUAUUCAAAGAUUGACCAAAUUACCAGCGCAAAGAUUAAUCAAACAACACAGAUUUGUUGCCGAAGAUCCGGUGUCCAUGCAAGAUAUCAAGAGGAAAUGGAAAUUGAUUGUUGUGGUGAAGGAAUUUACAAACCUCAAAUAGAGUUGUGUUGUAAUCAGCAAGUGUAUGUAAAGGACCUGCAAAUAAACUGUGAUUGUAAGUGCGGAAAAUCAACUUUUGAGAAGGACGAGAAUAGAAUAAAAUCUGGUGCAGCUAAAGGUUACUCACCACUGACUCAUCAAAACCGUUGGAAAGAGUUGAACAGUUUAGAGAAAAGGUGCAGAAAGAAAUAUCCACGCAACUCUAAAAUUUUGUUUUGCAUCUGGAAACUACGGACAACGAAAUCUAAGAACAACAAACAUAUUUUAAUAUCCAUACUCAGUGGCAGCUCCUUUUUUAUAAGAGUUUGAUUUGGAGCUAAUAAAAAUAUUAA
Molecule: messenger RNA, 879 nt
Organism: Magallana angulata
Lineage: Eukaryota; Metazoa; Mollusca; Bivalvia; Ostreida; Ostreidae
Exons: 5
Coding region: 314-856 (180 amino acids)
Source: RefSeq, a predicted model, not a curated record